AUGUCGGACCGACCAGUCCAACCUGAUACACAACCAAUUGCUGGUCCAUCAUGUUCAAAUAACGAUACGCUAGUGAACGAAAAAGCUAAACAGGCGGACGUUACACUUGCUAAAAGAUGUAUGCAUGAUUCAGUGAAUGAAAAGAGGUAUUUUGUAAAACUAAUGAUUGUUGGAAAGAAUGGCGCCGGGAAGUCAAGCUUAUUAAGAAGAUUGUUACAAGAAGAUACCAAGAAUGUAGAGAGCACAGAUGGUAUUGAUAUUGUUGUUCGCCGAUGCAAGAUCAACACAGAAACUGGUGAAUGGAUAAUCGACAAAAAUGGUGUUUCUGAUACUAAACAAGAGCGCAUUCAGAGAGUUAUAGACCAAACGUUAGAAAAUAAUUCAAAGGACACUGUAAGGGUUUCAAAAUCACCAACCCCCAAAUCAGGACCUGAUGAAGUUCAAACUAGAAAUGAGAUUGAAACAAUAAUCAGUGGAAUAAUUGAUCAUUCGGAACCAGAACCAAAACCAAAACCAGAACCAGAACCAGUUACAGCAACGGUCAACACAACAUAUGCAAAAUUGGCAGAGAAAAGAGAUAUAAGUCUUCUUGAAACAAUUUCUACAUUUGAAGACGAAAACAUAGAAAAAUUGGAAGACGAAAACAUAGAAAAAUUGGAAAACAUUAAUGAGAAGGAUAACGACAUAAAAGAUACUAGAUAUGACAGUACAAAUAAUACUACCACAGCAAACACUCUGAAAGUAAAUGUCAGUAAACAUCGGUCAUCACCCCUUGAUAUGCCGUCGGGUUUGCUCUCGGAUGUUUUUGCAUCGACACCGAAUUCAUAUAAUUCUUUGAACCAUUUUGCACCAUGUGGACUAUGGGACUUCGCAGGACAAAAGGAAUUCUAUGCUACGCAUCAGGCUUUUUUGACAAGUCGUGCUAUAUAUCUGUUGGUUGCUGAAUUUACAGAAGAUAUUCGUACCGAUGGGGUUAAACAGUAUUUUGAAGAUAUGCAACAUUCUGGAGAAUAUGUUGAUUUUUGGUUUGAUACUAUUCACUGCCAUCAAACAGAGGAAAAGGAAGGAAAACUUUGGCCACGUGUAAUAAUUAUUUUCACUGGAACAGACAAAUGCACGAAGGAAAAUAUAAAAAACAGGAAAACAGUCCUUGGACGACAAUUAGCCGAAGUUUUUGGAAAGCUUAACAAAUUCAAACACUUACAAAACAUAUAUUAUUUAUCCAAUAGAACGGACAAGGACGACGAAUUUGAAAAAUUACGAAAAGAAAUAUCAGAAACCGCAACGAAAAUGAACACAUGGGGAGAAUGUGUGCCGUUGAAAUGGAUUCUUUUAGAGCAUUUGAUUGAAGUUAAUAUGGAAAAAAAAAAGAAUUACAUUGAAUUUUCUGACAUGCGUGAGAUGGCUGCACAUUCUGAAAUUGGAAUAGAAGACUCGAAAGAAGUGUUAAGGUUUCUUUGUUUUCAGCAUGAGGUAGGAAACAUUAUAUAUUUUGAAGACAUACCAGAUUUGAUUAUUCUCAAUCCACAAUGGCUGGUAGAUGCCUUUCGAUGUUUAGUGUCGGAUAAAAUUGAUCCUACAGCGGGUUGGACAGAUUUUCUACAAAACGGUCUUCUAACUAAAAGUUUGAUAACCAAGCUUUUCGAAUCAAAAAGCGGAGACAAUUUUGUAGGAAAAACAAAAGAACUGCUUGAUAUAAUGUUAAAGUUUGAUAUAUUGGUCAAAACUAAUGAAAAAGAUAAAUAUGUAAUGCCAAGCAUGAUGCCGACUAAAUCAUUUGAAGAAGUAUACGAAACCAUUGGUGGUGACCAUCCAAAUUGUACAAGAACUUCUUGGUUUUGUCUCCAAUUUGAAUUUCUUCCACCAGCCUUCUUCAAUCAUUUUUCUGCUGGGUAUAUGAAAAAGUAUAAACCUACAAAAGUUAAUGAAGGAAAGUCGAUGGCAUUAUACCGAGGAAUUUGUGUUUUUGACGUUGAUAUCAUGGAUAAGUCUGAAUCUGAAAAGCUUUUGUUAACAAUGUCUGCAAAUAGAAUAGCUGUGCAGCUUUUAUCGUUUUCCGAAAAACAGAAGAACAUCGGAAACAUGUGUUGUACUAUUCGCAAAGAACUGAUUAGUAAAAUCAAAGACAUAGAAAAGAGGUAUAAGUUGAAAGUAUCUUAUAAAGAACAUUUUAAAUGCAGCACAGGCAAUUAUUAUGGAGAUACAAGGCCCUAUGAUUAUUUGAAAAGUGUAACCGUCUAUCACUGUGACGAGCAUAAAGGUGAACAUAAAUCGGAAGAGCUGUAUUUGCCAUGGAUGCCGGAUGAAGUUGAUGAUGAAAAGAAACUCAACGAUCAAAUUCAAAUAAGCAACAAGCAAGUGAAAGUGACUCCUGAAAUAGAUGUUGAAAAUGUCAGUGAUGACAGUUAUGUUGAACAACAGAAAAUAUUUAGAGAAGUAAUAGUAAAAGAAAGUCCCAGAAAAACUUUGAAUGUACAAAAUAACUUGUAA
This is a messenger RNA of Mytilus trossulus (common blue mussel), 2490 nucleotides long. RefSeq names its product probable serine/threonine-protein kinase roco6. The transcript has 7 exons. Gene Ontology annotation, molecular function: GTP binding. Lineage: Eukaryota; Metazoa; Mollusca; Bivalvia; Mytilida; Mytilidae. The coding region runs from base 1 to 2490 and encodes 829 amino acids. The record is from RefSeq and is a predicted model, not a curated record.